UAUAGUCUUUCAAUGCAAAAUAUUGCAGCCCAGGCAGGUCACUACUAUUGUUCAUGACUGACUGAUGUUUCUGAAUAUGUGUCGCUUAGGUACAUCUAGGUCUGUGGGCCGUGACAGGUCAACUAGUCGUACAUCUAGGUCUGUGGGCCGUGACAGGUCAACUAGUCGUACAUCUAGGUCUGUGGGCCGUGACAGGUCAACUAGUCGUACAUCUAGGUCUGUGGGCCGUGACAAGUCAACUUGUGGUUUGUCAAGGUCCAGUUCUAUGAGCCGGGACAGUUCAAGUAGUCGUUCGUCCACGUCCGUGGGCCGGGACAGUUUAAGUAGUGUACCCAGGUCCCAGGCUGUGGAGAGCAAGUCCAUAGAUGGUCUUACACAUGAAAGUUCCAAAUACAAUAGGACUGUGCCAACCACAUUCCCGAUGUCAGAAGCGAAGUUCCAAAAAAUAGUACUCACAAAGCUGGUGACUCUGACUGAUGAAGUCAAAAAACUGCAGAGGAGCAUGCCUCACUCUGGAAUUGAAAUAACAAGGAUGGACACCUUGGAAGAGUUCCAGAGGGAGGAGGCUUCUCUUCAGGAAACAACUAAAUUUGAAACCUUGACCAGAUGGAUGCAUAUAAUUGUUAAAACUGGACCCCACUGGUUGAACUUUUUUCUCUGUAAAAGUGUGUGGAAUGCUUAAUAUCAGGCUUGAUGUAAUUUUACUUGAUUUGUGAUGUAAUAAGUCUUUCAUUGAAUUGAUUCGCAUACUCUAUUUUCAACUAUGUAUGUCUGCUGCAAGCUAAACCACAACAGAGGUGUUUGCAUUUAUGUACUAUACAUGUGGAUUUUUUUUCCUUUUGAUUGUAGCUGCUGUCAUGAAAUGGGAUAAGGCAGCAACAGAGGCCCAAAUAAAGUCUGCUGCAGCCGAUCAUCUUAAGCAUGCCCCCGGGAGAGUCGGGGGUGGUGGCUAUAAAUGAGUUUUUUACCUUAGCAGCCACAUUUAGUUAAUUGUUACUUUAGUGAUAUGUUGUACUCCAUAAUUUAUGUUAAAGUAUUAUAGUGGAAGUGUGUGAAUUGAUAUUUUUACUUUUCUGCCUUUUUAUGCUUUAUUGUGUUAUUUAUACUUUACUGUUCUCCCUGUUACGUUUUGGUCCAGCAGAACCACAUGGUAAUAAAAAUAUUGAGAAUGUAGGUCGGUCUGUCUGUCUGCAGUUUAAUGACACGAAAACCAUUAACAAUGUUUUUUCUCAGUGAGAACUAACUCACUGCCACGGUUUUUAAGUAAACAUUUUUUAAAGCAGGAUCUUUGGAAAUAUGCACAGUUGGGAGUUCAACUGUAUUUAUAAAAAUAGAAAUACUUAAUAUAUCAAUAUAUAAUUUGCU
Molecule: messenger RNA, 1365 nt
Organism: Misgurnus anguillicaudatus (oriental weatherfish)
Lineage: Eukaryota; Metazoa; Chordata; Actinopteri; Cypriniformes; Cobitidae
Source: RefSeq, a predicted model, not a curated record